AUGAAGCCAGCUCAGUUACCUAUCUCCCGAAGGAAGCCUUUUAUAGCUGCCUGGAAUGCACCAACCGAUCACUGUUCUAUCAGAUACAAUGUGACAAUUAACUUGAAAAUGUUCCAUGUGAUUGGGAGCCCAUUUGCCAAAGCAAGAGGACAAAAUGUGACUAUUUUUUAUGUCAACAGGCUGGGAUAUUAUCCAUGGUACACUUCACAGGACGUUCCAGUGAAUGGUGGCCUACCUCAGAAUUUCAGCUUGCAAACACACCUGGAAAAAGCUAGUGAGGACAUUAAUUACUACAUUCCUGAUGAAGAUUUCACAGGCUUAGCAGUCAUAGACUGGGAACACUGGAGGCCUCAAUGGGAACGCAACUGGAACACAAAAAAUAUUUAUAGGAGACAGUCGAGGAAAUUAAUUUCUGCAAUGCAACAAAAUGUAUCAACUAAUGCUCUUGAACAUUUAGCCAAAUUUUCUUUUGAACAAUGUGCUAAAGCUUUCAUGAAGGAGACAAUUGAGCUGGGAAUUAAAAGCAGACCAAAGGGACUUUGGGGAUACUAUUUAUAUCCUGACUGCCACAAUUAUAAUUUCCACGACCAGAACUACACUGGUUCUUGUCCAGAAAGUGAAGUUUUGCGGAACAAUGAACUAUCAUGGCUGUGGAACAGCAGUGCUGCUCUGUAUCCUUCCAUCGGUAUCAAGAAAUUCCUCGGGAACAGUGAAAACAUAUUACGCUUUUCACAGUUUAGAGUGAAUGAAUCUAUUAGAAUUUCUUUUAUGACAUCACAUGAUUAUGCUCUCCCAGUGUUUGUGUAUACUCGAUUAGAUUACAGAGAUGAACCCUUGCUAUUUCUUUCCACGCAAGAUCUUGUUAGCACUAUUGGAGAAAGUGCAGCUUUGGGAGCUGCAGGAAUUGUUAUCUGGGGAGAUAUGAAUUUAACUUCAUCGGAGGUUAACUGCACAAAAGUGAAGCAAUUCAUUGCUUCUGAACUAGGUGUCUACAUUGUCAAUGUAACCAAAGCAGCAGAGGUUUGCAGCUGGCAUCUUUGUCAGAACAAUGGGAGGUGCAUCCGAAGAAACUGGAAAGCUUUAAACUACCUUCAUUUAAAUCCUCGCAACUUUCAGAUAGAGAUCUCAGAAGACCAGGGAUUUACUGUGAGAGGAGAAGCAUCAUCUGCUGACCUUCAAAUAAUGACAGAGAAAUUCACCUGCCAUUGCUAUCAAGGGUUUGAAGGAGAAAACUGCAAGAAAAUUCAAACUGUAGAUGGAGAUCCAGGACUGCCAAGAGACAUAGUCUUAUGUGGAGUAGUAGUGACAAUCCAUUUGGGUUCCUUAAUCCUUUUUAAUCCCUGAGAUUUCCAUUUUGAAAAUCAAACUACACCGAGCAGAGGAAUAAUAAUAAAAAAUAACAAAGAUUUUCUCUCAUUUCUAAGUAGCAUGCACCAGAGAACAAUGUGAGAUAGAAGUUGACAUAUGCACAAAAUCUGAGUCAUAGCCAGCAUUAUUUAUCAAGUUAUUAGGGUGAUUCCAAGAAUGCUGCUCCUGUAUGAUAGCUUACCACUUCUUUAUCAUUAAUAGACAAAUGUUAGAAGUGAUAUUUAAUAAGUACUUUAAUAAGUAGACAGUAGAGCAAGGGCCGGGAUAGAACUUCGAGGUUUUCAAAGUAUUAAUGCAGGACACAUUUGGACACGUGCUUGAGAUGGGAUGAUUCAGGUGAGGCAGGUUGUACAACGCUGCCUCAAAGCUCAUAAAAGGCCCUUCUCUCUUAAGAUCUCUGGGUUUUUGUGAGAUCUCAAGACUUGUGGGAACACAAAUGCUCAUGCAAACCUCAAAAUGGCAGACAAGUGAUUAUGAGAUAACAAUGUCAGGCCCCAUCCACAAAAAACCAAAUAUCUCAAAUAAAACAAAACAGAGGGGGAACUUGAGGGGUAGAGUAUGUAUCUCUCUAGGUAGCUUGGAUUGCAGCUCUCAUCAGUCCUAGGUAGCAAAGAUAUUGAUGAGGGAGGAUGGAAAUUGCAGCCUCACAACACCAGGAAGUUCAAUUUCUGCUUUAUGGUCUAGAGACAUUGCAUGCACUUUGCCCUACCACCAUAAACCAUCAGUGAUGCCCAUGGAUGUGGUGCAGUCAAGGCCUAAGUACAAAGAUACCAUAUCUCAUCACAAAAUACUCACUUUCUCCCCCUUUUUAAUCACAAGGAAAACAUCUGCUUUUUUAAAAAAAGUCUUGCUUCCUAAAGGGAAAAAGGAGGAGGGAUGAUCCAGCCUUAAACAAGCUCCAUUUCAGUUUUUAAAAAGAACUCAAAAAAUGAUAGAGCCAUUUAGAGCUGAUUUCCCCUUCCUUCCAUUUUUCUUUCUCCAAAUACAAGACAGUUUAAAAACUAUAAAAUUGAGUUCUCUGAAGCUUCACUCUUCCCUUCUCUCUUUUUCUUCCAAGGCAAGGCAGUUUACAAAACUUGGAAUGGAGUUCUUUGGAGAAAGGAGGAAGGAGGGAAGAUCAGAGUUCUAGAGACAUCCAUUUCAGGAUUUUUAACUGUUGGAAGAAGGAGAAAGGAGAGAAAAGUGAAGUUUCAGAGACCUCAGUUUUGUAGCUUUUAAACUGCCUAGCCUUCAGAGAGAGAAGGAAGAAAGGGAAAAAUCAAUGUCAGAUGCCUCAACCCCAAAUCCUAGCAGACCAUUAAUCAACAGUCCAAGGUCAAGCUGAUAUAUCAACAGAUUUGCAAACAUUAACACUAUAGAGAAGCUAGAUGUCAGUUCCACUCCGGUAAGCCAAUUACUAGAAUAUUCAGAAUACAAGGUUGAAUCAGAAUCUGUAACCUGAGUUCCAAGGUAAGUCCAGGGUUCAGGAACACAAGAUAGCAAGAGUCCAAGGUUGUAGUUUCUCAAACUGAUGUUGCAGCCAGCAACAAGAUGCCACCCCUGAGCUCUUUAAAUCCUAAAUCAACAGGUGUUACCUGUUGCUGGCUGUUUUAGCUAAUCUCAAGGAUUUGCACAGCUGAGACCUCUCUCUUCACAGGUUCAUAAUAGCUGGAACAAUUUACACUUCCUCAGUCUGCUCAAAGGAACUUGCACUUGUUCUGAAGGCUGAGAAGUAAUAGCUCCUUCCAUGGAAGUUUCUUUGAGGAUUGGCUGAGGGAACUGCUAGGCUCCAGCUCAGGCACUGAGCCUUCCACCAAUAUCUCCUCAUCCAUGAUUUUCAAGCUGUCCACAACAAUCAGCCUCAAAUGGAGGUGCACCUAUGUGAGGAAAAAAAAUACAAUUUUGGCACCCAAAAAUGGAGGUGCAACUAUUAUAUAGUGGCAACUAUUAUGCAAUGAAAUACUGUAUGUGUUUUCAGUUUCUCUGCACACACAAAGGUCAUUUCUGAUUGCCUAAUAUGAGGGUUAUCCAGAAAGCAGAUUACGUUUUGGAAUUAAAAAUGAACAAAGUAUAGGUUAAAACAUUUACCAUAUGCAGUUGAAAGCCACACCCAAAUGCCACUUCUCAUCAACAUUCUGCUGGCCUGUUUCUGUUGGAUAAGUGAGACUCUACUGUAUUUGUCUUUUCUGAAAAUUGAUUGAAAUAAAUUCUACAUCUAGAGUUUUUGACACACCUUUGUAUUAUUUUAACAAAUAUUAAAAAUAGUACUGAACCAUAAAGAUUCUUCUCUUGUUAAUACUCAGGGCCCAACAGCUUGCUGGAAUAGAAAGGUAUUACUCUGUCACUGAAAACCCAAGGAAGGAGGGAUCUUAACUUUCUAGAGAGGGAGUUGUGAAAGCAGCCAUG
Molecule: messenger RNA, 3753 nt
Organism: Anolis carolinensis (green anole)
Lineage: Eukaryota; Metazoa; Chordata; Lepidosauria; Squamata; Anolidae
Product: hyaluronidase-4
Exons: 3
Coding region: 1-1344 (447 amino acids)
Biological process (GO): hyaluronan catabolic process; carbohydrate metabolic process
Cellular component (GO): cytoplasmic vesicle
Molecular function (GO): hyalurononglucosaminidase activity
Source: RefSeq, a predicted model, not a curated record